Molecule: messenger RNA, 2723 nt
Organism: Pseudophryne corroboree (corroboree frog)
Lineage: Eukaryota; Metazoa; Chordata; Amphibia; Anura; Myobatrachidae
Gene: CHRNG
Product: cholinergic receptor nicotinic gamma subunit
Exons: 12
Coding region: 47-1594 (515 amino acids)
Biological process (GO): nervous system process; signal transduction; regulation of membrane potential
Cellular component (GO): synapse; postsynaptic membrane; neuron projection
Molecular function (GO): transmembrane signaling receptor activity; acetylcholine-gated monoatomic cation-selective channel activity
Source: RefSeq, a predicted model, not a curated record
GCAGGAAGGUUUAAUCGACUCCACACAGUGGAUAUGAGUUACAAGCAUGGACAACGUGGUUGUGUUACUCUCUCUGUGCUUCACAGCUGUCCUGUCUCUCAAUGGCGAGGAGAAGCUCCUGACUGAUCUGAUGAAGGAUUAUAACAAGAACUUGCGUCCAGCAGAAAAAGAUGGUGACAUUAUAAGUGUCAGCAUAAAACUUACCCUUACCAAUCUCAUCUCCCUGAAUGAGAAAAAAGAGGCCUUAACCACCAACGUCUGGGUUGAAAUGCAAUGGAAAGAUUAUCGCCUGAGCUGGAAUCCCAAGGAAUACAGUGGCAUUGAAACCACACGCAUCCCCUCCACCAUGGUGUGGCUCCCAGAUGUCGGCCUAGAAAACAAUGUCGAUGGCAUCUUUAACAUUGCCCUAUAUGCCAACACAUUAGUGUCUUCAGACGGGUCCAUUUACUGGCUGCCUCCUGCAAUCUAUCAAAGCAGCUGCCCCAUUGUGGUCACAUAUUUUCCUUUUGAUUGGCAGAACUGCUCCAUGGUAUUUCAGUCACAAACGUAUAAUGCCAAUGAGAUUGAGUUACUGCUGACAGUCGAUGAUGGGAAGACAAUAGAGUGGAUUGACAUAGACCCAGAAGCAUUCACAGAGAAUGGGGAAUGGGCGAUAAAACACAUACCAGCUAAGAAGAUUAUUGAUCCUCGACUGUCUGCCGAUAACAUCAAUUAUCAGGCGAUCGUCUUCUAUCUCAUCAUUCAGAGGAAGCCUCUCUUCUACAUCAUCAACAUCAUUGUUCCGUGUGUGCUUAUCUCAUUCGUCAGUGUGCUGGUUUACUUCCUACCUGCCAAAGCUGGAGGUCAGAAGUGCACAGUGUCCAUCAACAUCCUGCUGGCUCAGACUGUCUUCCUCUUCCUGAUUGCUAAAAAGAUCCCAGAAACCUCCACAGCUGUGCCCCUGAUUGUAAAGUAUUUGACAUUUCUCAUAGUGGUCACAAUUACCAUUGUGAUGAAUGCUGUCAUUGUUUUAAAUGUGUCUCUCCGUACCCCAAACACCCACAGGAUGUCAAACACUGUCAGAGAGCUCUUCUUGAGGAAGGUCCCACGGCUACUUAGAAUGCAUCUCCGCCACAGUGAUGUUGCUCCUGCGCCGGCUCCACUCACACGUCGCAGCAGUUCUUUAGGGUUGAUCAUAAAAGCGGAUGAGUACAUGAUGAGGAAACCCCGAAGUGAACUCAUGUUUGAGAAACAGAAAGAGAGAGACGGCCUCAUGAAGAUUGUGCUAGACAAAAUAGGCAGAGAAAUGGGAAAUGGCACUGCACAAGAUCUCAUCCAUAGUCUGAGCCAAGCUGCCCCAGAGAUACGAACCAGCGUAGAAGCCUGUAACCACAUCGCAAGAGCUAUGAGGGAUAAAAACCAGUUCAAAAGUGAGAAUGAGGAGUGGAUUUUGGUUGGUCGAGUAAUAGACCGAGUCUGUUUCUUGAUCAUGUUCUCUCUUUUCAUUUUUGGGUCCCUUGGAACCUUCCUGGCAGGCCACUAUAACCAAGCACCAGCACAGCCUUUUCCUGGAGAUCCUAAACUCUACCUACCACAGUCCAAAGGGUCUACCUGAUUGGGUUACUGUACAAUACCUGCCCUUGAGCCUUUCAAUGUGUCUACCUCUAUCACUAGUAGUUAAAGAUCGUGUGAGCCUUUUGUCCUGGUUUUGGGCAGGUUCCCAAUAUUCUUCAAACUAAUAAGUUAAGAAAUAUCUUGCACAUUGAUAGUAAUUAAUGUGUAAGAGACACAACAUGCCUGAAGAGAACGAGUUCAGACCUUAGUGUUGAUAGGUCACCCUUUGGCUUGUGCAUACAGGAGGAAUGUAGAACACCUGACUUGGAGUAUUUUUUCUUAUGUAUUUCAGAUUUUUUAGGGCUCAGUGCCAUAUUUGCGUUUAGACUGGUAGAAAGUGGUUUAAAAAAUGGAACAGAAACUUAAUCACUCUGCCGCCUUUUCUUUGAGGUGGUGGCUCUUGAUAAUGCAGUUGUCUAGGAAUGCAAUAUACUGGUAUAUAGGGGAUAUAGGGCCUAAUUCAUGUUUGUACGCAAUGGCUGACGUUCACACAACGGAGCGAUUAUCAGCAGACUGUGCAUGUGCCACUGUGAUUUAGCUCGCAAUGACAGUUUCACUGAGGAGUGAAUGACCGGAAGGCGGUGUUUACAGGGAAUGUUUGGAAAAAUGCCCUGCAUGUCAUGGACAUUUUCAGUCGUGUGUCUGCCAUCAGCUACAAGCUCAUACGCGUAAAAACCUGGCGCCUGCAUGACCGCUACUUCCAUGUCCAGUCUGCAACCCCUUAAACCCGAUGUUACUCGUUUUUGCAUAUAGGCCGCGAAAGUGUAUGCAAUCGGGAAUUUGAUUGCGAUGACUCCCGUGGAAAGCUCUUUGCUAACAUUAGCAGCAUCAUAGGCUAGAAAAUCACAGGACAAACAUGAACUAGGCCCAUCAUCCAGACAGAUAGCAGCACAUGAAAAUUAGAUCUAAUACUGUAUGUUUCACAUGAUUGUUGUAGUGUGCUCAUAUAAAUGCACAACAAGCAAACGGUAUGUGAGCUCUGUUCUGGUAUCUCAUGUAUUCUUACCCAUGUACUUUGAAUAAUAUUUAUGAACAUGUGUUAAGAAAGGAUUAUUGCAUUCAAUAUAAUGUAUCUUUUUCACAUAUUGCUCAUAUUGGGAGUUAUUCAGGUUUGUUAGCAACCCAAAAAA